UCAGCAUCUCCUCCGCCAACUCUUCUCAUCAUCCUCGUAAACAAAAAUCAUCUCAAUCGAAGACCGUCCAAUGCAGGUCGUCUGGGAGGCAGACACUGCUGCCUUUGCAAGUCGGAAGCGAGCUGCACGGGCGUGCGUACGAUGUCGCGCUGCCAAAAAACGCUGCCACCACACCUUUCAGCGUGCUCCGGAACAACAGGCACACUCGGAUGGCCUCAAGAGAGUCCUUCCCAAUCUGACUCACAAGGAACCGAUCCGGUUUGUUGGCGACCUCAACCCGGAGUCGAUCCUCACCGACCUGUCAUCUCGUGCCAAAGGUGGCACACGCAUAAGCCGUGUUGGCACCUGGGUUGAAAGGUCCCGCCACCCGCACGAUGAGUUCCCUCCAGAGGACUUGGGCCCGCAUGUGCGUUCGUGUAACAAGACGCCCAUCAACGUUGAGAAAUACGGCAAGUUCGAAGGUGGCCGCCGCGUACUCACUGGCCAUCAACGGAAUUACUUGCAAGCCGUGGGCGCGUUCAGAGUGCUGCCCAAGGCCACUCAAGAUGCACUGAUCCCGACAUUCAUCUCGUGUCUGGAUGGCAUCCUGCCGAUCUUGUACGGACCCAAGCUGCUGAAGGAAUGGACCGAUGGUUGCUGUUCGAUAUUCCUCAUCCAGGCCAUAUGUCUGGUCACCUGCAAGACAGAGGAGGCGGCUCCCUUCCUUCGGCUUUACGACGAUGGACCACUUCUCGACCCGAUACCGUUCGCGAGAAGUCUACAUACCGGUCUCGACGCAGCCAUGAAGGCAGACCUCGAGCCGGACCGCGUCACCAAAAUCCAAAUUCUGACAUUGAUGCAUCUGCACAACGACGGACCCGGUGGUAUCGAAGAAUCCUCUCUGAAUCUUUCCCAGGCCAUCCACGACGCCUGGUCAAUAGGGCUGCACAUCCUCACCCCAGGUCGCACGAACAAAGAUCAAUUCAGCAUGCUCUGGUGGACGAUAUGGGCUUUGGACAAGUUCAACGCCUGUCUCGGUGGCCGCCCCAUCAUGAUUGCGGACCGUGACAUCGACAUCUCGCCGCCUCCGCUCGAGGACGAGCCAAAAUCACAAGUCAUCACCAUCUGGCUCCGUCUCGGCGAUCUACUCGACAAGGUGAUCGAAUUCUAUCGCCCUACCGCCAACCCGGACGAUACAGGCUGGGAGACAGAGUUCCCUACAUUCGCAUCAUUGGUUUCAGACAUUGACCUUAGCGCCCAUCCGCAAGGUGAACAAAACAUCCUGGAAAUCUGCUAUCUCGUCAUUGCCAUUCUGUCAUGUCGCGUAGGCGGUCCCACUACACCAAGUUACGCCCGACGCAUCAGCGCCGCCGACCGCAUCCAACAGCUCGUCUCUGGCGACGGACACAAACACAUCCCACCGUUGCCUCUGGUCCCGUACGCCGCCGGGCUGAGUUUGACAGUGGUGUAUCGCUGUCUCAGAGACAAAGCCAACAUCGACCUCGAACGUGCCAAGGCCGACCUCGCCACGCGCUGCGAGACGCUCGAAUCCCUCUCGACGUCCUGGUGGACGGCCGACGCCAUGGCCCGCCUCGGUCGCAAGGCCCUCGCGUCUCUCCAGCAGCCCGGGGCGGCAAGACACUCGGUCGCCGGUAUCCAGAACGACAUGGACGCAGAAGUGUCGGUGUGCAAGUACGGUCCGUUUGACAAAAAGGAUGGUCACCACCACCACAACAGCCAUGGCGGCCAUCACCAACAAAAACAAAAGGCAACAGCCCACAAGAAGCCCGGUGCCUCGGCCGGCGGGAACGCACUACACGUCUUGUCCGACGUCGCGGCUACACGCACGCCUGGCACUUUCACCUUCACCUCUUCAUCCGCCGCCGCUCACAAUCAUAAUCUCCACGCUGUACAGCCACACGCCCUCCCACCUACACCAAACUCCUCGGGCCACCACUUUGUCUCACCGUCGACAACAACGUCGCACGCGACGUACCAUCAUGCGGCACACCACACCGGUACACAAUCGACAGAUACAAUGACACCGCUCGACGCAUCGCCUUCUUCUCAUCGUUUUGAUAACGCCGCCGCCGCCGCCGCCACGAUGCCGCAGUCCUCAGGUCUUGGACAAGAUCAAGGACACCUUUCUGUCUCCCCGUUCGACCAGUACCAAUACCAAUUCAAUGAUUUGGACAACUUGUUCGAAGGCUUUUUUGAUCUCAGUAUGCCUACCAUUUUCCAGGAUCCAUUGUUUGACGGUGACGCGUUCAUGAACGCAGAUCUUGGUCUAGGUGGAUUCGACGACGGCGACGUCGUCGUCGACGAUGCAGCGGCAGCUGAUGACGCUACCAUGACCGGUGUCGGUGUCGGUGUGGAUGUCGAUGCCGGUACGUACAACGCGGCGUCAACAGCAGGGCCAGCGUCAUCAUCGACCAGACCCACACGUCUGAACAACACGAACUCGACCUCGCAGAGUCAAGGAAGCAACAUGCUCUAUUCAGAACUCAAGUUCAAGAAUUGAUUGGACGGAAGACACCCAAUAAAGAAAAGAGGUGGACACUAUACUCUGACCGUCACAGAGAUUGACGGAUUUGAUGAAUUUAUUCAUACAUCGAGAAAACUCAUAACAGCGGGAAUACUAGCGAGGGUAUUGACGGACAUUCACGGCGACGAGUAACGAACAUGGCGCAGUACUGACAGGGAGGUAUAUGUGGUCACUUGGUACAGGAAUAUACAACUAAUGUUUUUACAUUGAGCGAAUGAACAACAAAUCACUUACUUACCUGUUGAAUCCAAAAUUAACCCUGUCUCGACAAUCGUCAUCUUAGUGUGGACAUAUUGGUGGCUUUGACUUGAUUCACCGAUACUGGGUAACGAAAAUUGUAAACUACUCCGUAUUGAAAACACUUUCUGUCAUGGGAUGGCGAGGACCGACAAAAGCAAGAGACAAAAGCAAGACACUCAGGACAGCAUGAAUACUUUCUAGUAGUUCCCAAAAAAAGUCUUCAUGAUUUAGAUAAAAACUGCCUAUCCGGU
This is a messenger RNA of Exophiala oligosperma, 3015 nucleotides long. RefSeq lists its product as uncharacterized. The transcript has 2 exons. The record is from RefSeq and is a predicted model, not a curated record. Gene Ontology annotation, molecular function: DNA binding; zinc ion binding; DNA-binding transcription factor activity, RNA polymerase II-specific. Bases 71 to 2500 code for a protein of 809 amino acids. Gene Ontology annotation, biological process: regulation of DNA-templated transcription; DNA-templated transcription. Lineage: Eukaryota; Fungi; Ascomycota; Eurotiomycetes; Chaetothyriales; Herpotrichiellaceae.